Molecule: messenger RNA, 645 nt
Organism: Metarhizium acridum CQMa 102
Lineage: Eukaryota; Fungi; Ascomycota; Sordariomycetes; Hypocreales; Clavicipitaceae
Source: RefSeq, a predicted model, not a curated record
AUGGAGAGCACAGGCGCAAGGGAGGACGACACGGCGGCCAGACCACCGCCAUUCCACUUCUCACACGACCCGUCCCUGGCGCAGUUCAACGUCCCCGUCAAAAGCUGGAUCCGGGCGAACAACAAGCCGUGGGACGGCGUCGCCACGGGCGCCCUGGUGUUCGACGCCCGCGGCCGCAUCCUCCUCGUCCAGCGCACGAGUCACGACUCCAUGCCGGACCUGUGGGAGGUGCCGGGGGGCGCGGUCGACGACGACGACGCCUCCAUCCUGCACGGCUGCGCCAGGGAGCUCUGGGAGGAGGCGGGCGUGGCGGCGCGGCGGAUGGCCCGUCUCGUCACCGAGGGUCCUGGGGCGGACGCGUUCCAGGAGUUUAGGAACAGCACGCGGUCCAAGUUGAUUGGCAAGUUCCAGUUCGAGGUGGAGGUGCCCGAGGGCCAGGCGGUGAGGCUGGAUCCCAACGAGCACCAGGACUUUGCGUGGGCGACCGAGGAGGAGGUUGUGCGCGAGGAGGUCGCGGGCAAGAGGAUCCCCUUUACCAAGAGGAGCCACAAGCAUGUCAUUCUGGAAGGGUUCAGGCUGAGGAGAGGCGAGGCGCGCAAGGGGGGGGGAGGAGGUUUCACGGACGGCGCUGAGAGACGGGGUUAA